CCUCUCCAGUCCGUGAAAAAUCCAAUGGGGACAUUGAUAAGAGAGUAUUUUUAGGAAAAGAGUCCAAAUAUUCAGGGUACGAGUGAAUGCGUGGGGAGGGGGGAAAAGUUGUGGGUUGUAGAAGUUAUCAAGUGGGAUUUGCGGCGCUCUCUGCAGGAAACCAAAGCGGCUCCAGUUCAAAGCCACAUGCACCAACGUGACAUAUAAGCCAUUAAAAUAUCAUCCUGACGGCUCAUUUCUGCUUCAUCAUACAUUCCUAACUGCUUCCCGAAAGCUGGAAAAAGAGAAAUGAAGGAUGACUGCCUCACUGGAACCACAAAAGAGAGGCUUGGAGGGGUGUAUGGUCCCCCCUCAGCCACCCCAAAGUGAUGUGCAGAAAUGAGGCGAUCCCAGCAACAGGUGGAGCGAGGCUCAAAGUAAGAAAAUGAGAUACAAGACUUCUCUGGUGAUGAGGAAACGAUUAAGACUUUACCGAAAUGCUCUGAAAGAGUCAAGUAGUAGCUUCGGACACCAUGGCCCCCAGCUUGGUGCAGCCUCCAGCCCCUCGGUGUUCCCUGGCCUUCAAGAACAACCUCCCCAGGCCUCCUCCAGCAGCACUUUGAACGGACUCCUGCGUCUGGGGCUCCCCGGAGAAAUGUACGCGCGGCCCGAACCCUUCGCGCCGGGACCCGUAGCCCGCAGCGAUGCCCUGGCCGCUGCAGCGGCCCUGCACAGCUACGGGAGCAUGAACCUGACCGUGAACCUCGCAGCACCCCACGGUCCCGGCGCCUUCUUCCGCUACAUGCGCCAGCCCAUCAAACAGGAGCUCAUCUGCAAGUGGCUGGCUGCGGAGGGCCCCGCGCCCCGACUCCUCUGCUCCAAAACUUUCAGCACCAUGCACGAGCUGGUCACGCACGUCACAGUGGAGCACGUCGGCGGCCCGGAGCAGGCCAACCACAUCUGCUUCUGGGAGGAGUGUGCGCGCCAGGGCAAGCCCUUUAAAGCCAAAUACAAACUUGUAAAUCACAUCCGCGUGCAUACGGGCGAGAAGCCCUUUCCCUGUCCUUUCCCGGGGUGUGGGAAGGUCUUUGCUAGAUCAGAAAAUCUCAAAAUACACAAAAGAACUCACACAGGGGAGAAGCCCUUCAGGUGCGAGUUCGAGGGCUGCGAGCGGCGCUUCGCCAACAGCAGCGACCGCAAGAAGCACUCACACGUGCACACGAGCGACAAGCCAUACACGUGCAAAGUACGCGGCUGCGACAAGUGCUACACGCACCCCAGCUCACUUCGUAAACACAUGAAAGUGCACGGGCGCUCACCGCCGCCUCCGAGCUCUGGUUUCGACUCGGCCACGACAUCCACCUUGGUGUCUCCUUCCUCGGACUUCGGCCGUGAACUCCCGGUGGCCUCCUCGGUGGCGGUGGCGGCCCGUGGCGCGGAACUGAGCGAAUGAUGUCCACCUCCUUGCUCGCAAGGUAAUCUGGCCCAGCGCAGCUGAGAGCCCGCAUCUCACGCUUGCGACAUCAAAGGGCCCGCGCACAAAGCAAUGUUUCUUCGCCACGGUGCAUCUUCAUGGUAAGUUAGGAUUUCUAUGGCAAUGGGCAAGUCGCACUGAAAUCCUGAAAGGCCGAGCCUGGAGCCCGUCCAGGCUUUUCAUUAAGGACAUAAUAUUUACGUCUAACAGGCCUUUUUUCUUGUGUAUACAA
Molecule: messenger RNA, 1685 nt
Organism: Phyllostomus hastatus (greater spear-nosed bat)
Lineage: Eukaryota; Metazoa; Chordata; Mammalia; Chiroptera; Phyllostomidae
Gene: ZIC4
Product: Zic family member 4
Exons: 5
Coding region: 425-1432 (335 amino acids)
Biological process (GO): central nervous system development; regulation of transcription by RNA polymerase II
Cellular component (GO): nucleus
Molecular function (GO): DNA-binding transcription factor activity, RNA polymerase II-specific; RNA polymerase II cis-regulatory region sequence-specific DNA binding
Source: RefSeq, a predicted model, not a curated record